CACGUUUAAAAAUAUUUCUUGACCCUUCACGCUCACAACUCACCUCUUAGACCUGCCGCAUUUGGCUCAGAUUUAUCCGCCCGCCCCUCGCCCCUAGCCCAGAUAGAAGAACUAGUAGAAGAUAAGAAUCCGCUGACUCAUGUAUGUACCAUACAUACCCACCCACCUCAAAUCUUGUUCCUUUGAUUGAUUCAGAGACUGCAUGAGACGAAAGGAGUUCGACGGCAAUCGGUGCGGAUUCAAGUGGUUUUGUUUGCACUUGAACACGAGUUUCAAUACAAAGCAAUGGCUAUGGCUAUGGCUAUGGCAAUUCCUUCUCAAACGAUAUCGUUUACUUUGUUCCGGAAAGCUUCUGCUCUUUCGUCAACGCCGUCUUCUUCAAUUCGCUAUCGCUUCUCUUCUCGACGAUGGUUGAACUCAAAUUCUGCUCCUCAGAUUCACUUGUGUUUUGACAAUUUUGUUUCAAGGUGCUCAAUGACAAAUACUGAGCUAGACUUGAAUGAAGUUGCUACCGAUGAGGAGGUCCAAGAAGAUAUGUCAGCUGUUGAUAUGGAGUGUCUGGUCCCAGUUGUUCAUCUAAAUCCUGAUACUCUUCAGACUGAUUCUUUGACUUUACUCACUGAAGGAACUUAUGUGGAUAGUCUUUUCAGAACGUUGCCAGUUUUAUCAGAGGAGGAGCAGAAUGCUCUUGCUGCAACUCCAGCCCACCCAGAGGGUUUGCAUGCUUUGUAUGCAUGUUGUCUUGCUGGCAACUUGGUGGAACAACUUUGGAAUUUUGCUUGGCCUUCUGCUAUUGCGUUGCUUCAUCCUAGCCUUCUACCUGUGGCGGUCAUGGGAUUCUUCAGUAAGUCUGCACUAAUUAUUGGAGGGCCAUUGGUGGGUAAACUUAUGGAUCAUUCUCCCAGAGUACCUACUUAUGUUUGCUUGAAUACUGUCCAGGCUUCUGCACAGUUUGUAUCUGCAGCAAUGAUAAUUCAUGCCCACACUGCACUACCUACUUCAUCAUCUGUUCUUCUCCGUCCUUGGUUUAUUGUACUGGUAUUAGCAGGUGCAAUUGAGAGGUUAUGUGGAGUGGCAUUGGGAGUUGCUAUGGAGCGUGAUUGGGUUGUGCUGUUAGCAGGAAUUAACAGACCAAUUGCACUUGCCCAAGCAAACGCUAUUCUUAACCGAAUUGAUCUGCUGUGCGAGAUAGCUGGAGCAUCUCUGUUUGGUAUUCUUCUCUCUAAGUAUGAUCCAGUUACCUGCUUAAAGUUUGCAGCUGGUUCAAUGGUGUGGUCAUUGCCUAUUAUGAUUAUUCUCACAUGGUUAACAAACAAACUUUCUACUGGGGUUCUUGACCGUGCUAAAUGUUCACAAAGCUGUUGCGAAACAUUCAGUGGAAAGCCUUUGCCUGAUAGUGGCAGCAUAGUGGAUGCAGGUUUAGAAGCUAUCAAGCUUGGAUGGAAGGAAUAUGUGCAACAGCCUGUUCUUCCUGCAAGCCUUGCUUAUGUACUUAUAUACUUCAAUGUCAUUCUCACUCCAGGCAGUUUAAUGACAGCAUUUUUGACACAACGAGGUCUGAAUCCAUCUAUCAUUGGUGGUUUUAAUGGGCUAUGUGCUUUCAUGGGUGUUGCAGCAACAUUCUUAUCUGCAUACUUGGUUCGGCGAUUUGGAAUUUUGAAGGCUGGAGCAGUGGGACUGAUAUUUCAGGCUUCUCUUCUUACCAUGGCGGUUGCUGUAUAUUGGAGUGGACAUUUAUCCCACCAAAGUCCUCUUUUAUUCUUCUUGUGCUUAAUUGUCUUAUCAAGGUUGGGACACAUGUCAUAUGAUAUUGUGGGAGCACAAAUUCUUCAAACAGGGAUCCCGUCUUCCAAAGUGAACCUCAUUGGAACAACAGAGAUUUCUGUAGCAAGCUUAGCGGAAUCUGUAAUGUUAGGAGUCGCAAUCAUUGCAAAUGAUGUAUCACAUUUUGGAAUUUUGGCAAGCCUAUCACUUUUAUCAGUAGUUGGGGCAUCAUGGAUGUUCUGCCGAUGGUUGUUAAAUCCAACAGAUAAACAAAGAAGCCUUUUCUCUUUUGAUACUCAUUCUUAAAUCUAAAUGUGUCAGUUUCUGCCAUUGAAAGGUUAUUUCCGAGCCAGGAUGUGGUUAUAAACUAUUGAUGAUGUCCAAUUGUAACUUCUACAUUUAAAAAAAAAAAAAAAGGUUAAGGUAUAUAUUCUCCACCCGGAAGCUUUAUUGUAAAGUCUGUAACAUGCCCACAUGUACUAUAAAAAUAGAAGAGAAGCUUAAAGCAGGUUUAAUUAACGAUAACGCUACUACAACCUGUGCAAACAUUUAGAUAAAUCUGUAAAGCAUCAACUAAUUCAAAAAAUUGUCAAUGGAAAUCACUAUAUUGUUGGUGGUGAA
Messenger RNA from Mangifera indica (mango), 2385 nucleotides. Its product is annotated as solute carrier family 40 member 3, chloroplastic. Gene Ontology annotation, cellular component: membrane. The coding region runs from base 286 to 2070 and encodes 594 amino acids. NCBI's taxonomy places the organism in Eukaryota, Viridiplantae, Streptophyta, Magnoliopsida, Sapindales, Anacardiaceae. The record is from RefSeq and is a predicted model, not a curated record. Gene Ontology annotation, molecular function: iron ion transmembrane transporter activity. Gene Ontology annotation, biological process: iron ion transmembrane transport. The transcript has 14 exons.